AUGACGCCGCCCGCUAUCAUUGCCCCUUCUAUUCUCAGCGCCAACUUCGCCAACCUCGGCCAUGAUUGCGCCACCAAGAUGGAGGAGGGCGCCGACUGGCUCCAUGUCGACAUCAUGGAUGGCCACUUCGUCCCCAAUAUGACCAUCGGAUGCCCGGUCGUCUCCCAGAUCCGCGGCUGUGUUGACCGACCACUCGAGCCCGGCUCCAAGGGCACCUUCGACUGCCACAUGAUGAUCAUGGAGCCUCACAAAUGGGUAAAAGAGUUCCAAAAGGCCGGCUGCGACCUCUACUGCUUCCACUACGAGGCAGCCGUGUCCUCCGUCGCCGCGACCGAUCCCACCGAUAAGACCACUACAGAACGUACCAGUCCGCGCGCAUUGAUCAGGUACAUCCACGAGGAAGGUAUGCAAGCCGGUAUUGCAAUCAAGCCGGAUACCCCGGUCGACGUCCUCUGGGACAUUCUCGACAAUCCCGAACAAACCGAGCGCCCCGAUAUGGUCCUCGUCAUGACAGUACACCCUGGGUUCGGCGGACAGAAAUUCAUGGCCUCCGAGCUGCCCAAGGUCUCCGCCCUUCGUGCCCGGUAUCCCGAUUUGAACAUCGAAGUCGACGGUGGUCUCGGCCUGGGCACAAUUGAUCAGGCGGCCGACGCAGGCGCCAACGUGAUCGUGGCCGGGUCAGCUAUUUUCGGUGCGGCGGAUCCAGCCGACGUCAUCCUCAAGCUGCGUGAGGCGGUUCAGAAGCGACGCGGCCAGUCUUCGGCAUAG
Molecule: messenger RNA, 768 nt
Organism: Penicillium daleae
Lineage: Eukaryota; Fungi; Ascomycota; Eurotiomycetes; Eurotiales; Aspergillaceae
Product: ribulose-phosphate 3-epimerase RPE1
Exons: 3
Coding region: 1-768 (255 amino acids)
Biological process (GO): carbohydrate metabolic process; pentose-phosphate shunt; pentose-phosphate shunt, non-oxidative branch
Cellular component (GO): cytosol
Molecular function (GO): metal ion binding; D-ribulose-phosphate 3-epimerase activity
Source: RefSeq, a predicted model, not a curated record